This is a messenger RNA of Callorhinchus milii (elephant shark), 7281 nucleotides long. Its product is annotated as cytadherence high molecular weight protein 2. Gene Ontology annotation, biological process: actin filament organization. The record is from RefSeq and is a predicted model, not a curated record. NCBI's taxonomy places the organism in Eukaryota, Metazoa, Chordata, Chondrichthyes, Chimaeriformes, Callorhinchidae. Gene Ontology annotation, molecular function: actin filament binding. Gene Ontology annotation, cellular component: actin cytoskeleton.
CUCCCGGGAUCAUGUCGGCCCCAGACCAGGCCUGUAGGAAAUUCCAGGCCAACUUCUUUAACCGGAGCAAAUGUCAAAACUGCUUCAAAGCUCGUGAUUCGCACCCGGUGUCAGACCGCGACCGGAGUCAGGCAAAACCUAUCUAUGGAGGGUGGUUGCUAUUGGCUCCUGAAGGGAUUAGCUUUGACAAUCCAGGACAGAGGUCAAGAAAAUGGCAGAGACGAUUUUUCAUCCUCUAUGAACAUGGCUUGCUCUGCUACGCAUUGGAUGAGAUGCCCAGCACCCUGCCACAAGGCAGCAUCAACAUGAACCAGUCCACCGAUGUGCUGGAGGGCGAGAGCACCACUGCUCACAAAUAUUCACUCUGCAUUUUAACACCAGAGAAACAACACUUCAUCAGAGCUGAGAACCGAGAGACCAUCAACGGCUGGUUUGAGACGCUGAUUGUGUAUCCACGCGCCAACAAACAGAACCCAAAGAAGAAACGUAAAGUGGAGUCUCCCCCGGCCCAGGAGCCCGGACCGGCAAAGAUUGCAGUCACUCAGUGCCACAUUCCAGGUGUUGAGAAGAUCCCCAGCCAGAAGUCAACAUUGUGGCAGAAAGAGCUUCCGGAAACCAGGAAUCAUCCCCAACAUUGCCCCCAGGGCCCGGCACCCAUGGCUGUGUUUCCUAGAACCCCUGCACUGGAUGAGGGUUCAGGAACCAAGGAGACCUUCGGCACAGCCAGCACCAGCCACAGAGGUGGGCAACAUAGGAACGACUGCUGCUCCCUGGAGAAGCUUCCUGCCACCUAUAAACCGCUGGGUUCCUUGCCAGGCACUGGCACUUUCAGCAGGUAUAGUUGCCCUGAGAGUGGCAGUGUGGCAGCCUGUUCCCCUCAGCUCUCCUGCCAUCCUUUCCCUCCCACAGAUCGCAACCUCUCCAUUAGCUCGUCCCAGAGUUCCUUGGGCUCGGACACCAGCAGCAGCUCACUGAGCAGUGCCAGCCCCCUGGACACUCUGGGGCCGGGGCUGGAGACGAGGCACACUGACUAUGUCACACUGGCUGACAUUCCCAGAGUCAAGAGGAACAGUCACCGGGAAGCGUUCAGAGCAGAGCGUCAGGCCAGGGCUCGAAGUCCAGGCAGAGAGGAAGUCAUUCGCUUGUUCGGGUAUGAAAGAAGGAAGUCCCAGGUCAUUGAGCAGUUUGAGGCUCUGCAGAUGGAGGCCAGCUCCCCAGGCGAUACGAAGAUCAACAAUGAGACUCGACAAGGUCGAAGUGAGACCAGGAACUUCUCAGGAAAAGGGUACGUGGAGACCGGUAGCUCAGUGGAAUGUGUGUCUGAGUCGGGCAACCUGAGCUCAGUACAUCCUCCCCUGUGUUCUCGGGCAAUGUCACUGGACAGGAGAGUAACUGAGUGUGCAGUGACGCCAGACCUGCUGAACUUUAAGAAGGGCUGGAUGUCCAAGCUCUCUGAAGAGGGUCAGUGGAAGAAACAUUGGUUUGUUCUAACUGAUCGCUUCCUGAGGUUUUACCGCGAUUCUGUAGCUGAGGAGGCAGUGGAUUUAGACGGUGAGGUUGAUUUAAACGGCUGCUCCGAGGCGACAGAAUGUGAAGUGCAAAGAAACUACGGAUUUCAGAUCAACACCCAGGCAGGUGUGUGUGUCUUGUCCGCGAUGACGUCAGGAAUUCGAAACAGCUGGAUCCAGGCCAUCAUGAAAAAUGUGCGUCCAGUGACUAUGCCUGAUGUCGCCAGCCAUGUUUCGGAGGAGAAGCAGAAAGCCAGGACUCUGUUUGAAGGUUCCUUUAGAAUGAAAACAAAAGCUGAGACGGGAACAUGUGUAGAAACGGAAUCAAAGCGCAGCCGCACGCGGGAGCGGAGGCGAGAAGGAAGAUCCAAGACACUCGACUGGGCUGAGUUUUGUCGAGACACAAAGGUGGACUUGGAUCUGAGUAACAGCAGCGCGACUGAACCAGACCCUCGCGAGCUGGAGAGAGACCGAGCCCGACGUCGGGAAGAGAGACGCAGACGCUUUGAGACAGCUGAAGAUUCCCAUUCGCUGCAUGAUGAACCACUGAUGAAGCUGGAGGUGGACGGGUCAAUCAGGACCCCCAAAGCUGCCAGACCAGAGAAUGUUUCCGUGGAGAUUGAGCAACGAUGGCAUCAAGUAGAAAGUGCACGGCUUUGUGAAGAGAACCAGGUCCCAAUCCCAAUCCACAGCACCCAGGCUAAUGGGCAAGAAAGGCUCCCGGCCCAGGAGCCACAGGCACUCAGCACAGAGUUGGAGCAAGCACAGCGGGAGCUCCGGAAUCUGAAUGAACAAAAUCGACAACUUCAGGGUCAACUGCAGGUGUCGCGGGAGCAGACACAAGCGGCCCGCGAUGGUUACGUCCUUCAGACAAAGGUGACCUCUCCACCCCGAUCCUUGGAAACACACCAGUCAGCCAAUCCCCAUCUGCCCAUCGAGUUUGGGGCCGAAUGUGAGAAGCAGGCUCUGAACCAUGACCGUGAGGAAACCAGAGGUUUAAUCCACAUCCAUAAAGGAUCGGAUAACGGGGAGCCAACCACUGAGCAACAACUGGCCAAAUGGCAACAAAAGAGCACAGUGGAGUGGGAGCAGGAGAGGACCUUAAACUUGCAGUUGAGGGAAAGUGAGGAAAGGCUGGAGGCAGAAGUUCUGUUUUUAGAGAAAACUCAAGCUCUUUGGGAGUUAGAAAGACAACAGAUUUCACAAAGAGGCGACAUGCAAACACUACAAUACAGCAGACAGCUCCAUGCCAGUGAGCAAGGUAUUCUGAACGAAGAAGAAAUGUUUCAGAAACAUUACGAGAUCUUUAAACAAAAUUAUGUAAAAGAAAAGGCGAUCCAACUUCAAACUCUGAGGAGGGGGGAAGAAAGCCUGGAGCAAUACGAGAACUGUUUGGGUGAUUUUAAAGAACAACUGGAUGAUUUGCAGAGAGGAAAGCCCAGAAACUCGCUGCAGGGAAGCCAGAUGUCACAACUGCUGGAGGAGCAAGACAUCACCGUUCAGAUCUUGUCCCAGUCGCUGAUGCAAUGUGAGAAAGAGCAGCUGGUGGAAAAGGUUAUGAACAAAGCAACCAAACGGCAGGAUCAGCCAGCGGAGAUUCUAAUGGUGAAGAACUCUCACAAACAGCUCACUCAGCAGCUUCAGGUGGCUCACAAGCUGUUGGAUGAGAAAAGCAGAGAAUUGAAUGAGGUGAAGGAUGUGUACGAGAACCUUAUUAAGAAGAAGGAUAGAAUGCUCAAUGAGGCCAUGAUUAAACUCUAUGCCCUGGGAAACAGUUUAGAGGAAACUGAGAAACAACUCCAAGCCCAAACAUCCCUGCUUCAGCAGCUCAGCCCACAAGAUGCCAGCACACAUACACUGAAUCAACAAGACAACUUACAGAACAAAUUGUCCACUGCAGAGAAGCAGAUUAGUGAACUAAAACAACAAUUAGAUAUGCUGCAACUUGAGAACGAGGAACUAGAGCUAAAAAAUACAAGAAUGGGUAGUUUGCAGCAAUAUGAAGCAUCUCAGGAAAGUGAAUUAAAAGCUGAACUGACUUCAACAGAGCCUGACCUUAUACUGAGCGGUGUGGAUAAUGGUGUGACAGGAGGAGAAUCAGAUUCAGCUUUUCCUAAAUGGCAAAGGAUCAGAUUCUCCAGAAUUCAGUGUCACAAGUACAGAGCUGGAGAUGGAACAGGAAAACUGUUGGGGCUCGGCUUAGCAUCUGAUAUUAGUCAGGGAAGGUCCCUAUCUGUGGAUGGGUACUUUCAGCUCCAUUGUACGCUGCUUCCUCUGCAGGGAGCGAAGCAGGAAAAGAGCUUCUAUCUUCUGACGAAACUAAAAGCUGCAACUUUGAUACUGGAAAAAGAGGCCGACCAAGAUGUUCCCAAUCCGAAGAGGAUGAAACCGGAAGCGCAGCUUCAAGAACAACUGCAGGAGAGUGUGUUUACGGCUGAUUCCGUAAACAUCCGACUGGAAGUGGAAAAAGCAAAGAGAUGGAAAUUAAUCCAAGAUCUGAACGGCCAUCUGGGGGCAAUUGAGCUGCAAUACGGGCAGGUCUGCUCGUUGAUGGAGACGUGUGACCACAAUGUCCAGGUGCUGCUUCGAGAAAGUAACAAAGCAAGCAGUGUCCAUCUUCACACCUUGUUAGAGGUGCAGAGCAGCCUUGCUAAUGCUAUCCAUUGCUUGGAGAAAGUGAGAAGAUCCUUAGAGCAGCAGCACAUGGAGCUGCAGGACGCUCACGAGCAGAUACACAAUGGUCUGUCAGACAGAGCGAUGCUUCUCCGAGGCCAGUUCCUGCUGGCGAGGGAGAGGGAAGUCUUCCAGCAACAGGAAGCAUCCGACCAGGACAAGGUCAAGCUCUUUGCUGACAAAUUGGCUUUUGAAGCCUUAAUCCUCAAUAAGAUGGCUCAAACGUUGCAAAGUGAAGCGAGUGACUCAACGGGAUUGGGAGGACUCUGUGAAGAGUUUGAGGUCUUUGUGUCUGAAGCUGACAAUGUUGCUGAUGGCACAAGUGAACCAUGCAGCACUGUUGACUUUGCAGAAAUCUUAUUAAAGAAAAUAAUUUCAGAAGGAGAAUUCUGGAUUGAAGUGGAGAAGUUGAGAAAAAAUAUCAGACCAGAGGAAGAUAAAGACAAAAAGGAAGAAUGUGAUGCUGUUUUAAUUGAUGCGUUUGCUAGUAAAGUAGCGCAGAGUGCUUCACUAAAAGCAGAGCUAACUUUAUCCGUGCAAAAGGUCGCAGAGUUCUUCAGACUAAAAGUUCAAAACCUUGAACAAGAGAUUCAGACAGCUCGGCAGGAAAUCAGGGAGAAAGACAAGAUAUUGAGCGAAGUUCUAGAUCCCUCCAAGUCUCCGGCACACAGUGAGUUUGUGCAGCUUUUAAAGGAAGUUCCCGAGAGAAAGAUGUUCAACAUAAGGCACCCAGAGUUGAUUUUAGCACAAAUUGAAAGGGAAGAGGCCAGGAACCCGACUUUAAAUGUUGUUGAAAAACAUUUAAAUGACAUUUCCGGAAAGAAACAGGAGGAAUGUGACUUUUCAGCCAGAGCAGAGUUGUCAGAUCAGCUGAAGGAACGUGCCAACAUCCUGCAGCAAUUAGCGGAAGGUCUGCAGUCGCUGUCUCAGGGGGAAACAGAGACAAUCCGUCAGAAACUACUGGAGGUUUCACAGGUUCUCUCAUCCUACGUUUACAUGAAAAAUAUCAACAAUUAUGCUUCGGUGUUGGUGCAGGAGGCGGGGAUUCAGGCUCAGAUUAGCUACAUAGUCUGUAAAAUACAAACCGACUACAAGGAGGAGCACAAAAGAUACAAGGAUUUGUGCAGUGACAUGGAUGCCUUGUGUCAGAAACAUGCCAAAAAUAUUGCUUCUAUUCAGCUGAAAUACGAGGAGGUUCUCCACAAGGAAUGGCAGGGUUACUCAGAAGCACUGGCAACGCUUGAGAAAGAAAAUGAAGCCCUUAAGCAUCAGAACUCUUGUUUGGACGCUGAACUCGCCCUGAAACAAACAUUACUGCAAGACAUGGAGAAGAAACACCAGGACAGCUUGCAGCAGGUCCAAGCCGAGCAUGAACUGGAGUUAAAAUUGAUUCACAAAAACCUAGAGGGACUGGAAACAGCAGAUCAGAACACGUUAGGUGUUGCUCCGAGGGAAGCUGAGUCCCCCAAAAACUGUCAACAAACAAAGAUCAAGGACCUGGAAGAAUGUUUCCACAAUAAAAUGCAGGAGCUCUCGAGAGUGCGUGAAGAUGAAAAUCAUCUACAUGCCCAAUACGAGCAAAGGGUCAGAGCGCUGGAAAAUGCUCUUGAGUACAAGAGGGAAAAUUCAGAAUCAUUAUUUCAGCAGAGCUUCCUCAGGAAGAGGAGCAGUGGCACCAAGGAAGAUACGGGGCCCAGGAGAAGGCAGCUCCUGGGAGACGUGGGCCAGGCUGAGGGGAGGUUUCACCUCGACAGCAUGACCGUGCUGCAAGAGCGCAUCGAGGACCUGGAGACCCAGAUGAAUCUAAUGCGCGAUGAACUGGAGCAAAAAGGCCUGGAGGAAAACGCUGCAGAUCUGAAGGAGAAAAAACAGAAAGACUUUGACAAUCUUAAGGCCACGUGUGAGCGAGCGUUCGCUGCCAUGGAGGAGUCUCACCACAAGGUGCUGGAGGAUCUGCAGCGUCGACACCAGCGGGAGCGGGAGACGCUGGAGAGGGAGAAGCAGCAGCUCCUGGCGGAGGAGACGGCAGCCACCAUCGCGGCUAUUGAAGCCAUGAAGAAUGCUCACAGGGAGGAGCUGGAGCGGGAACAAGGGAAAACCCAGCGAUCUCAAAUCAGUGGCAUGAAUUCAGAUACAGAAGCUUUGCACAAGCAGCACAUGGAGGAAAUUGAAUCUGUUCAGCGGGAGCUGGAGGUUCUGUCGGAACAAUAUUCCCACAAGUGUUUGGAGAACGCUCACCUGGCCCAGGCGCUGGAGGCUGAACGCCAGGCGCUGCAACAGUGUCAGCGGGAGAAUCAGGAGCUCAACACACACAACCAGGAUUUGAACAAGCGCCUGGCUGCAGAAUUUGCACGUUUACGGGAGCUGGUGACGGGGGAGGGGCGGGGAGACCGUGCUGGCUCACCAAGCUCACAGGGGAAAGAUGGCUAUGAACUAGAGGUUUUAUUGCGGGUCAAAGAAUCUGAAAUUCAGUAUCUUAAACAAGAGAUUAGUUCAGUAAAAGAUGAAUUGCACACCGCCCUGAGGGACAAGAAAUACUCGACAGAUAAGUACAAGGAUAUUUACACAGAGCUGAGCAUCGUUCGAGCCAAGGCCGAUUGUGACAUCAACCGGUUGAGAGAACAGUUAAAAGAGGCGACUGAGGCUCUGUGUGGCGGCAGUGGACAUGUUCCUGUUUAUGACAUAAUGAAAUCUAAAAGUAACCCUGAUUUCCUGAAGAGGGAGAGACCUCAGUACAGCCGUCCCCUGCGCACCCUGAGGUCGAAGAGUUUGAAGGAAGGUCUGACAAUACAAGAACGCAUGAAGCUUUUUGAAUCCAAGGAUUCCAGGAAACUAUAACGAGCUUUGAGACCACAUCACUAUUAGCAGCAACACCAAGUCACAGUCUGUGUAGCCACUCACUGUGUUUAGUAACACCACUCACUGUGUUAGUAACACCGCUCACUGUGUUAGUAACAUCACUCCUGCAGAUAAUGAAUCCGGUUCAGCCUAACUUUGCACAUUAAUUGCUGCACAGUUAAAAUGGUUUGUAAAUUAUCGUAUAGAAUUGUAGUUGAGAAAGCAGAUUACCUCUGUCAUUAAAUACAAAUUAUUCACAUUA